AUGGCUGGCAUGGAUCUAAACCUGUCCCCAGUGGAUUUGACCUUGAACCUAUGUUCAACAAUCUACCAGAUGGCUGAGAAUGCGACUGCCAACAAGAAGCGCUGCCAACAAGUCGCCCAGAGAGUCAAAUCACAGGAGGGACUGGUUCAUACCGUGAAACAAAAGGAGCCUAGCGUAAUCUCUGAGACUGUGGAGAACGCUCUGAAGGAACUCUGCAGCACUCUGAAAUCUGGCAAGACGCUGAUGGAGAAACUUUCUUCCGGCUUGGUGGAGUCUAGCAGCUACGAAGACGAGUUCUCCAAUCUGAACGAAAUGCUCACUGAUAACUUCCAGGUUCUGUCAAGGGUUAUUCUGAUUAACCAGGGACACCCGAAGCAUCAAGGGUAUGAAACUGUUGGAGGAAAGACACGUACUAGCCACACAACCCCUCUACUCGAAACCAUGCCCCCGUUGAAAACGCAAAACCCCACAGAUGCUAUCCCUCAACCCAGCACCAAGCCCCAUAAGGCAAUGCAUAGCCCCACAGAUGCUAAGCCUCAACUCUGCACCAAGCCCCCCAAAACAACACAUAACACCACAGAUGCUAAGCCUCAACUCCGCACCAAGUCCCCCAAGACGAUGCAUAACCCCACAGGUGCUGAGCCUCAACUCCGCACCAAGCCCCCCAAAACAACACAUAACCCCACAGAUGCUAAGCCUCAACUCCGCACCAAGUCCUCCAAGACGAUGCUUAACCCCACAGAUGCUAAGUCUCAACUCAGCACCAAGCCCCCCAAAACAACACAUAACCCCACAGAUGCUAAGCCUCAACUCCGCACCAAGUCCUCCAAGACGAUGCUUAACCCCACAGAUGCUAAGUCUCAACUCAGCACCAAGCCCCACAAAACAACACAUAACCCCACAGAUGCUAAGCCUCAACUCCGCACCAAGUCCUCCAAGACGAUGCUUAACCCCACAGAUGCUAAGUCUCAACUCAGCACCAAGCCCCCCAAGACAAUGCAUAACCCCACAGACACUAUGCCUCAACCCAGCACCAUGCCCCCCAAGACGACGGAUAGCCCCCCGGACACUAUGCCUCAACCCAGCACCAUGCCCCCCAAUAUGACGGAUAGCCCCCUGGACACUAUACCUCAACCCAGAACCAUGCUCCCAAUGACAACGUUUUACCCCACAGUUGCUAUGCCUCAACCCAGCACUAUGCCCCCAAUGACAACACAUAGCCCCACAGAUGCUAUGCCUCAACCCAGCAUCAUGCCCCCCAAUAUGACGGAUAGCCCCCCGGACACUAUGCCUCAACCUAGCACCAUGCCCCUCAAUAUGACGGAUAGCCCCCCGGACACUAUGCCUCAACCCAGCACCAUGCUCCCAAUGACAAUGUAUUACCCCACAGUUGCUAUGCCUCAAACCAACACCAUGUCCCCCAUGACAAUGUAUUACCCCACAGUUGCUAUGCCUCAAACCAACACCAUGUCCCCCAUGACAACACAUAAUCCUACAGCCCCGAUGCUUCAACCCAGCACCAUUUUUCAAAGUCCCAUGCCCACUAUGACAAUGUGUCACCCCACCGUUCCUGUGCCUUUUGGCUGGGUCAUUCCUUCCAUGGCGAUGUCUAACUCCAUGUCCCCCAGGUCCUCCAUCCCUUUCCCCACCCUUACAGUCCCCAAUUCUGAUAUGGACACAAUGGAGAAAUUGUCAUUGGGCCUGGAGGAGUCCAACAGCGAUGGAAAUGAGUUCUCCAAUGUGGACAAAAUGCUCACUGAUAACUUCCAGGUUUUGUCGGGGGCUCUUCUGAUUGACCAGGAAAAUGUGUCGCACCAAAUGUAUGAAACGGUUGAAGAACCCUGUGCCCACCACGUGUCACCCUACAUCUCCUGCUCCCGUCGGCUGGUUCAUUCCCUCUGUUGCUAUGUCUAACUCCAUGUCCUGCAUCCCUUUCCCCACCCUGACGGUCCACAAUUCUGACGUGGGCACGAUGGAGUCCAGCAGUCACGAUGACGAGUUCGACAAUGUGGACAAAAUGCUUACUGAUAACUUCCAGGUUCUGUCAGGGGCUCUUCUGAUUGACCAAGAAAACAUACUGCACCAAAUGUAUGAAACUAUUGAAGGAAAGACACAGCCACAUACUCUCCUCGUAGCCCCUCAACCCAGCACUAUUCCCCCACCCAGCACCAUGCCCCCCAUGACAACCCAUAACGCCACGACAGGAUACCUCAACCCAGCACCAUGCCCCCCAUAACAACCCAUAACCCCACGACGGUAUGCUUCAACCCAGCACCAUGCCCCCCAUAACAACCCAUAACCCCACGACGGUAUGCUUCAACCCAGCACCAUGCCCCCCAUGACAACCCAUAACCCCACGACGGUAUGCCUCAACCCAGCAAUAUGACAAUGUUUCACCCCAUAUCUCCUGCGACUGUUGGAUUGUUCACGCCCUCCAUGACUGUCUAACUCCACGUCCCCCAUGCCCUCCAUCCCUUUCUCAACUCAUACAGUCCCCAAUUCUA
This is a messenger RNA of Cyclopterus lumpus (lumpfish), 2504 nucleotides long. RefSeq names its product mucin-2-like. The transcript has 2 exons. The record is from RefSeq and is a predicted model, not a curated record. Bases 1 to 1914 code for a protein of 637 amino acids. NCBI's taxonomy places the organism in Eukaryota, Metazoa, Chordata, Actinopteri, Perciformes, Cyclopteridae. Gene Ontology annotation, biological process: cell surface receptor signaling pathway.